UCAUGCUGCUGCCAGGUCCAGAGUCUGUCAUGGGUCCCUGUACGGCCUCCCAUUGCUGCUGUCUCCAUCGCCACACUCUGCCAUGUGCCACUUUCAGGUCUCCUCACACUGCUGGUGUGUUGAAUUUUUUGACAUAGGGUGCUGGCAGAUUACGGGCCUCCUAUAGCUGCUGCCAGGCCCCUAAUCUGCCAUGGGCCCCUAUAUACCGCCUCCUCAUGCUGCUGCCAAGUCCAGAGUCUGUCAUGGGUCCCUGUACGGCCUCCCAUUGCUGCUGUCUCCAUCGCCACACUCUGCCAUGUGCCACUUUCAGGUCUCCUCACACACUGCUGGUGUGUUGAAUUUUUUG
Molecule: messenger RNA, 346 nt
Organism: Staurois parvus
Lineage: Eukaryota; Metazoa; Chordata; Amphibia; Anura; Ranidae
Source: the annotation of a GenBank genome assembly